UUUGCAGGUGAAAUAUUUGGUUCCAUGUUGUUUACUGUAUGUGUGUGUGUGUCCACAGUCGUGCCGGUGGCCACCCUCAGCGUCAGCGGGGGAGGAGGAGGAGGGGGCGAGGCCGGUGUUCGUGAGGGCGGCUCUGUCACCUUCACCUGUCACCUCAAGGCCAAUCCUAAGGUCUAUAACGUCACCUGGUUUCAUAACGGGCGACCGCUGCGACGGGCGGAGUGGGGGCCGCAGGCGACCAACACCACCCUGCGCCUCCACAACGUGACGGCCGACAUGCGUGGCUUGUACACCUGCCUCGGUAGUAACCAGGAGGGUGACGGCCAGAGCAACGCUCUCAACCUCAACGUCCAGUAUCUUGGCGAUAUUUUAUCGCGAAAGCUAGAUUCCUUGCUGCUGGGUCGGGCGUUUUAA
Procambarus clarkii (red swamp crayfish) is the source of this 414-nucleotide messenger RNA. The record is from RefSeq and is a predicted model, not a curated record. Lineage: Eukaryota; Metazoa; Arthropoda; Malacostraca; Decapoda; Cambaridae.